CGCACCCCAGUUUGUUUUGAUUACGUAUCGAAUCGAAGAACAGAAAAAAAUCAAUGAACAAAAUCUACUGAACUAAAUUUAAUAAAAUUGCAAUGGAUACAACAAAUUACCGUUAUUUGUAAGAACAGAACCGCAAUUAUGUCUAAAUUACCCAAAGCAGCUCUUAGCUUGAAGCAGUUUAUGCUCCGCCAGGAGGUCCUCAAGCUGUACCGGACCAUCUUCCGCACGAUCCGACAGGUUCCGGACGCAUCCAGCCGGCACGAACUGCGCGAGUGGGCCCGGUCCGAUUUCCGCGCCAACCGCAACCAGACCGAAGAGCUGGCCAUCAAAAUGCUCAUCCAGCACGCGAAUCGUUCGCUCAAGGAGUUGCAGACCAGCCUGGAGCUGAGCGGAACGCCGGCGGGGACAAAAGCAGCGAAAUAGAAAUGUCGUAGUUUUUUUAAGUAUAUUUUCCUUUCACAAUUAUAGAGAUAAGAGACAUUUCCGAGCGUCGGUUGUUCAAUAAAUUAGACAUGCCUCCAGCAGAGUGUGAGUUCAAUCCAAA
Messenger RNA from Culex quinquefasciatus (southern house mosquito), 544 nucleotides. RefSeq names its product LYR motif-containing protein 2. The record is from RefSeq and is a predicted model, not a curated record. Bases 139 to 423 code for a protein of 94 amino acids. The transcript has 2 exons. Gene Ontology annotation, cellular component: mitochondrion. Lineage: Eukaryota; Metazoa; Arthropoda; Insecta; Diptera; Culicidae.